AGCCCUCACUUUUGGUUCUGUUAAGGAAGACACUCAGAAAAGCUGAGAUCUUUGCUUCUUUCUUAUACAAAAGUUUAGGCCUCUUAGUUUUCCCCAUUAUUAAGCGGGUUGGAGGCUCAUGCUGUUUUCAGACAUAGUUUAUCUUCUUUCCCCAUUCUCGGUGCAGCUAUCCUGCUUUCCUGUUCUCCUCAAGUUCAAGGUCUCAUCCCCACAAUUCAGAGUUUGGCUACAUUUAUUUUACCUAGAAAUGGUGAUGCAGAUUUGAAUCUUGAAAACUCUAGUUUGAUUUUGAUAUUUUCAGACUUUCAGUUAUAUUUUUCCUUUAUUUUUUUUUUGGCAUUUUGGGUGGGGACCAAGAGGAAGGGUGCAGGUAAAUUUUUUACUUAUUGUCUUUUUCAAUUUUUUUAGUAGAUUACUGUUGGGGGCUUGAAAUCAUAAGCCUCGUGACUUUCAUUAAUAUUUUUUUGGAGGUAAUCUAAGGGAUGUCAAAUCUGCUUAUUGAAGCUUUGUUGGUGUCUACGGGAUGAUUAUGUAUGAGAAUUUUUAUAUUGUUGUAAAGUUCUGAAUUUUUCUGCUGUCUUUGUAUUUACACUUUUGAAUAUCAAACAGAGUUUUCAAAUUUGUAAUAUGGUGUUUUUGUUUGGUCCCACGGGCAAUAUCUGACUAUUAACUAGAGAUUUGAAGAUUAAACAAUGUAUUUCCUGAUGAUUCAUAGUGAUUUUUACUUUCUAAUCAGGUGAGCUGGCCUUUUGGCCUCAUCAAUCAUUAAUUACUACUGUAGAGGUGAUGACCAUAUUGAUAUUUAGCUCUGCUGAUCUUUUAUAUUAUUCUGGCAAAUUUGAACAACCUAAUGCUGCUCACUUUAAUAUUAUUGCACUGUAGGAGAUUCUGAUGUUGAUUGAUGCUAGUGGCUAAUUACUUUUAAGUUUUUAUUACAAGCUGCUGUUGAACUAAUUUUGUAUGAGCAUUUAUAGCUUUUUCUAAGGUAGUGUUUUCUUUUCCUUUUUAAAAAUGUCCUAAUAUUUAUUUAUGA
This is a messenger RNA of Rubroshorea leprosula, 1033 nucleotides long. The record is from the annotation of a GenBank genome assembly. Lineage: Eukaryota; Viridiplantae; Streptophyta; Magnoliopsida; Malvales; Dipterocarpaceae.